AUGUCCAAAGUUAUUGGCGUCAUCUCCGGCCUGCUCGGCAUCCUCCAAUUUUCCAUGGACAACUUCCCCAAAAAGCAGUCCAACUCGUGCGUUGUGCGUGUCUCGACCGGUCUCGCAUCCUCAGGUGGUCUUGAAAACCCCGAGGGUGGUGUGUACAAGGUUCACGUCUUCAACCAGAACCAGGAGCGCAUUGGGUGGAGCAACGGAAAGUUCAUCUCCAACGGUGGCUUUGUCGACAUCAAGGUCGACCAGGGCUCAAACCGCCAGCAAGCUGCCUUUGCCACCAUUGAGGCCACGGCCGAUGGUAUCUGCAUCCCUUAUAUGUCUGCCACCUGGGUUGACGAGCAAAAGUAUGGCUGGGUGGGCGACAUCGGUUCGUACUGCGGGCAAAAGUGGUAUUACAGCAACUACUGGGUACGUCCUCCUGUCUUUCUCCAUCUCUCAGCGACUAAUCAUUUUCUGACAAUGCUUUCGACUGAACAGGUUGCUAAUACCCAACCUCGCUGCACUUGGGUUGACCGGGACCACUCUCAUGGCGUCAAAGCCGGCAUGAUCAUGGUCCACUGGCCCAGCUUCCACACCAACGAUAACUGGGUAUCGGGCGACCCCAACCCCCGCUCCAAGUGCGGCUACCCCGGUUUCCGUGCCUACAAGAACUGGGGCGAUGCUGAGGUCACCGAGUGGUGGAAGCGUGACGACACCAACACCACCACCCCCGCUGAGAUUACCAAUGACGAUGGAGUCUUCGACCCUAACAACUUUGACGGCAGCAAGUGGGUUGAGACCGACUACACCUCGGGCGACUCCAGCUCCGUUGUCAUUGCCGGUCGCCAGAUCAUCAAGAAGCGCACCGUCCGCAAACUCGACCCUCGUCUCGUCAUCUCCAACUCGCCCUUCCACAAGGCCUCGGAGCUUUGCGAGAGUGAGACGUCUUUCGGCCCCGACUUUGUGUCUCUUGUUGAGGGCAUGUACUGCAACAUGGAGACUUCUGAGCUGCUGCCUCUUUGCACCGAGGGGCUUCAGAGGGGAUGCUUCCAUCUCGAGCAGAAGACCCAUGUCAAGCGGGAUGGUGUUGUCAGCGAGGGACAGAAGGAAUAUGAGCACAUCCUUGACUGGACGACUUCCAACUGA
This is a messenger RNA of Podospora anserina S mat+, 1131 nucleotides long. RefSeq lists its product as uncharacterized. Lineage: Eukaryota; Fungi; Ascomycota; Sordariomycetes; Sordariales; Podosporaceae. Bases 1 to 1131 code for a protein of 376 amino acids. The transcript has a single exon. The record is from RefSeq and is a predicted model, not a curated record.